Hydractinia symbiolongicarpus is the source of this 1675-nucleotide messenger RNA. RefSeq lists its product as uncharacterized. Bases 605 to 1048 code for a protein of 147 amino acids. The record is from RefSeq and is a predicted model, not a curated record. Lineage: Eukaryota; Metazoa; Cnidaria; Hydrozoa; Anthoathecata; Hydractiniidae. The transcript is spliced from 3 exons.
AACAAAAAAAAAGAUUUUUAAAAAAUUACAAAGGAAUAUCGUUUUCAAUGCACUUUAAGGUCACUUUCAAAAUCAGGGAUUUACAGAGCCUUCUAGACACCCUGAAGAAAAUGUGAAAUAACAAAAUUAUGGAUGGUCAAAGUGCAUACAUAUUUUAAUAGAUGCCCUCCAAAAUUAUAUGCAUAUAUACUUUGGAGGGGUGAAAGCACAACAAUAAUAUAGGUUGAUGUGCCAACCUAAUAUGCAUUUAUUCACCAACAAAAAUCUAAAAAAAAUAUAUACAGUAGACUAGGCAGUUGACAAUCAAUCAAUUCAACAUAUCUACUUCCAUGUGCAGUGCGUACUCCUUCUUUAAACACAUUGUACAUAUAGUUUAGUCUGUAGAUUUUCUGUUUAGGGACAACAAGCACUGUGAGAUGUGAGUGAAACAUUCAUUUGUUGACCCCCAAGAAUCUCAUGUUAUAAAAAACAACUCUAGUUACAAGAUACUGACAGAAACUUUAACUCAAAACGGUUGGUAAAGUUAGAUGACAUUUCCGUAAUCACAGCUUAAAGGAAGGAAUUGAAAAAUAGUCUUUUCAGUCAGGAAAAAAAACAGGCCGUGAUGUCACAUUCGAUCGCCUUAUGUGUAAUCAUCGAAGCAAAAUCCAAAGAAUAUCUUGUUUUUAAGCAAAAGUUACAAAAGAAUGGCCAGGUCCGUAUUAUAGACACUGACGGAGUAAAAAAAGUGAAAGGAGACAAAUAUGUUGAUAAGUUAAACAACAUAAUGCAACAAUGUCAUGCGAUUGUAGUUAUAUGUACACCAAAGUUAAAAUCGUAUUUAGAAGGAUCUUCUAGCAAUGGUCAUAAUUUACUUGGAGACAACGAAAAAAUAGCCCUUCUUGCAGGAUUGCAGAAUCAUCAACAAAAAGUGAUUCUAGUCGAUAUCAAACAGGAUGGGGCGCAGUACAUACCAAAUGAUCUUCACGGAUUAGGUGCGCCAGUAAACGGUGUUGAAGAUAUUGAAACCCUCGUGGAUCAAAUAAAAGCCAAAAAGUUUGGUCAUUAGAAUGAUGAAAUGCAAAAUAAAAAAAGAAGACAGAUGUGUUUAAACAAGGAACGUCUUAGCUACGAACUUUGUAAUGAACAGGUUUUAUUAAUUUAAUGUAAGAUUUUUGAAUGUAGAUAAUUUAUUUUAAGUCAUUAGUCAUGGAUUUAUGUUUUUUGGUCUAAAAUAGGGAAUUCACGUGCUUUUUUCGUUUCCUUUUUUCGAUUUCAAGUAACAAAAACCAAGCUUUUUUCUGUCCGUUGCAUCACACGUAGACAAAUACUCUAGUUCCCAGAAAUGAAAUUCUCGAUAACCAGAGGGUGUAGACAAAUCUAUUAUUGGAAUCAUAAGCCUUACAGUAUGAGAUAUUAAAAAGGCAGAGCUAGGGACCAGACUGGGCGAGUAACUGCUUUUUUAUAUUUGAUAUAAGAUCUUCGUGUCGUCAUUUUUAACUUUUGUCUACAUUUAGUGUUUUUUUUCUCUUUUUAUCGCGCCCUCCAAAAAGCUCUUAACGAAACUAAAAAAACCUGUCUUAUCAGGACUUUUAGAUACGUAAUUGAUAGACCCUUGUAUUUUUACAUAUAUCUUUUAUUUUUAGAUGUAUAUAUAGCCAUCAUUGUCUAUAAAAAUAUAGAAAAGAAUUGUCUA